AUGGCGAAAGCGUGCCUGGUCAUCCUGCCUGUGCGCAUGCGCCUGCGAGUGUGUGGAGAUGUCUGUGAGCUGCACUGCUCGAGCCUUGGUUGGCCCCUGGCCUGGGGUCUCCAGGUGCCAGAGGCCAUGGCGGGUGUUGGCGGGAGGCAGAGGCUGAGCUUGGAUCCCAUCAGGCGGCUGACAGGCUGGGUUGUGUCCCCCACAGUGAAGAGUGAGGACGAGGAUGGGGACAUGAAGCCUGCCAAGGGGCAGGGCGGCCAGAGCAAGGGCAGCGGGGAUGACGGGAAGGACCCCCGGAGGCCCAAGCGACCCCGCACCAUCCUCACCACGCAGCAGCGAAGAGCCUUCAAGGCCUCCUUCGAGGUCUCCUCCAAGCCCUGCCGGAAGGUCCGCGAGACGCUGGCAGCAGAGACAGGCCUCAGCGUGCGCGUGGUCCAGGUCUGGUUUCAGAACCAAAGAGCCAAGAUGAAGAAGUUGGCACGGCGGCACCAGCAGCAGCAGGAGCAGCAGAACUCCCAGCGGCUGGCCAAGGUGAGCCGGGGCCGGGGCCGGGACCAGGGGGCCUGGCUCCGUCACUUACACCAAGACGCCCAAGGAACCUCCCCCAAGGCCGUCAGCUCAGGGGACAGCUGCCUUGGAACCAGCUGA
Messenger RNA from Myotis lucifugus (little brown bat), 648 nucleotides. RefSeq names its product LIM homeobox transcription factor 1 beta (gene LMX1B). Gene Ontology annotation, cellular component: nucleus. Gene Ontology annotation, molecular function: RNA polymerase II transcription regulatory region sequence-specific DNA binding; DNA-binding transcription factor activity, RNA polymerase II-specific. Gene Ontology annotation, biological process: regulation of transcription by RNA polymerase II; neuron differentiation. The transcript has 4 exons. The record is from RefSeq and is a predicted model, not a curated record. NCBI's taxonomy places the organism in Eukaryota, Metazoa, Chordata, Mammalia, Chiroptera, Vespertilionidae. Bases 1 to 648 code for a protein of 215 amino acids.